AAAUGUGUGAAUGGAGGUGGCGUGAAAGUCUUGUGUUGUUUGUGGUUGAUGCUUUAUAAGCAACAACAACAACAAAAACUCCUACAACUUUUAACUGUAUUUUUAGUAACUUAUUUUGUUCAUUGGCAAUGUUGCUAGUUUCCCCCUAAACGGACGCCGACCCGGGCCAGCGGGCACCACCCGGUCGCCGGUGUCGGAGCGCGCUCGCCGGGGUGAGAAGCCGCCACGAGUGGGGUCGGACCGGAGCGCCUCACCUCCCGGGAGAGGACAAAGCAGAUGAAAACCCCCCGCAGGAGCUAAGACUCCAGCCAUGAUCACCAUGUUUUUCCCAGUGAAGAAACUGCGACGUAAUGGCAAAUAUGUUCUUUUUGGAGCCGUGCUGCUGCUGGGAGUCCUGGCCGUCUACCACGAGAUGAUUGCGGCCAAAGCGUGGACUGAUGGCACCGGCGGUACAAAUCCAGAUGACGGCAGCAGCUGGAAGGCAGCCACGCUUGACCAAAGGGUGAGGGUGGGACAUUCACUUGAGGAUUCUAAUGCAGGAUUUCUACCACAGUCAUGGAUACCACAGUUUAAAGGCCAGGCCAACUUGCACGUCUUUGAGGACUGGUGCGGCAGCUCCACGGCUGGACUUCGCCACAACCUGCACUACCCUCUGUACCCACACUCCAGGACUACAGUGCGCAAGCUGGCUGUGUCCCCUCAGUGGACCAACUACGGGCUCCGCAUCUUUGGUUAUAUACAUCCUUACACUGAUGGUGAGUUUGUGUUCGCCUUGAGCUCUGACGACACCUCGGAAUUCUGGCUCAGCACGGACGACUCUCCCUCGCGCGUGGCGCUUCUCGCAUGGGUAGGAAAGACUGGAUCUGAGUGGACAGCCCCGGGCGAGUUUGAAAAGUAUGCCAGUCAGAUCUCCAAACCGACCCGGCUCUCUGCUCAGAGGAGGUACUUCUUUGAAGUCAUCCACAAGCAGAAUGACAAAGGCAGCGACCAUGUGGAGGUGGCGUGGAAGCUGCUGGAUGAAAAGUUCCGGUUUCUGGUGAUUGACUCCAAGUAUAUUUCCCUCUAUGUCAACGAGUCGGCGUUGCUAAUGAGCCAUGUCGCGCACAUACCGCAGACACCUGCGAGCCACCGGCGGCCCCCGCCCAGCCAGCACAGCGCCGCUGCAGACAUGCUGAAGGAAGACCCGCGAGACGCCCUCCACCAAGUGCCUUUGAUGGAGGAGGAACUCCUGCAAGGCGUUCUGCCCGACUGCUUGUACAAGCCCAGCUACACCAUCAAAGACUUUCCACUCACUCGCUACCAAGGCCUGCAGUUUGUGCACAUGUCCUACAUAUAUCCUAAGGACUACACUCGCCUCACACACAUGGAGGAAGAGAACAGCUGCUUCUACCCAGAGAACCCCAGCUACAUGAAACUGUUUGGUUUCUCAAGGUACAUGAGACUCGACACACCUGAUGCAUUUGAGAAGGACACAGCCGGCGAUUACAGCUUCCAAAGGAGGAAGUCGGUUCUGGAAGACGACGACGACGACGUUUUUGGCAAUGACGCGUAUCCAAGAGACAAAGCGGCUCGUCGGAGGGACACCAAUCCGCUCUCGGACUACGGCGACGAUUACGACGAUUACGUCUCCAAACGAAGGCGCAAACUUUUCUCUUUGGGUAAGGCCAACGACGCCUUGGAGCGCUCAGCCAAAGUUGGCGUGGAGAGCACGACGGGCGGAGACGUUGCCCAGCCUCGCCACUUGGCCAGCUCCGAAGUGUACAGGCAAGAGAGACCACCACGAGUGAAAGCCAAGGGGCCGGGUAAAGAAGUAGUGCAACCAAAAGGAAAGCUAAAACCAGCUAAAAGAGUAAAGCCUCAACAAAUCAUUAAAAGACAGAAGCCGGAAACAGAGAAAAACUACAAAAGGGGGUCGGAUAAAAUGACUGAAAGCCACAUUGGGACAGUUACAAAGACCAAAGAAGUGGUUGGUGAAAGUCUCACUCGCACUACAGUUAGCCAGCAGCUCUUCCAACAAGCAAACAACAAGUCCUCCUUAUUGGCAGCCAAGCCGAGGGACACGGACCGCAGACGGAACUUCAUGGACAAAGAGCUGGAGAUGAACAUGCAUCUACUGCAGGACAUAGAGGACAACAUUCGCAGAGCUAAAGUCUUGGCUGCAGACCAGAAGUGGUCAGGUCUGGAUGUCAAGGGAGGGCGAGUGGAAGCGGAACUUCACGAGCAGGACCGACGCAGGAGAGAGAUGGAGGUGGACGAUCUAUGGGGACCAGGGGGAGACUUCGAAGGGUUCGACGACGAGGACGUCACGCCGGCGCCGGUGUUUGACGCCGAGGUCGACUGGAGCCAGACUUUCCAGGUCAACCACUUGGACCUGCAGGCCAUGCGCUCCGACUGGAUCGAUCUGCACUGCAACAUCUCGGGAAACCUGCUGCUCCACUCCAGCGACGCUCUGCCCGUAGUCCAGGCUUUUAUGGAGCAGCUCAACGAUAAGCAUGAGAAAGUCUUCACACUGGUGCGUGUGGUCAAUGUGGAGAAGCGCGUGGACGGCGUCCAGGGCAGCCGCUACCUGCUGGAGCUGGAGCUGAAAGACGACAAGGGUCGGCUGCUUCGCCUGUCGCACUACGUCUACGCCCUCAAUCGCCCCCGCACUCGACCGCGCGCCAAGGACUUCAGCUUCCGCCGACGGCCCGCGCCUGAAAUUCUGCUCUGCAACCCGGUCAGCUUCAGCUGGAACCCCCUGGCCACGGUCCAUUUCAUAGUGCCAGUGAAAAACCAGGCCCGCUGGGUGCAGCAGCUGAUCGACGACAUGGCCGACUUGUUCAAGGCGACGGGGGACAGCAAUUUUAAUGUCAUCAUCGUGGACUACAACAGCACCGACAUGGACGUGAGGACGGCUCUGCAGAAGUCCUCUCUGCCCAGGUACCAGUAUAUGAAGCUGAGCGGUAACUUUGAGCGAUCUGCAGGUCUGCAAGCAGGCAUCAACCUCAUAAACGACGACCACAGCAUCGUGUUUCUCUGCGACCUCCACAUCCACUUCCCUCCCUCCAUCAUCGAUUCCAUCCGGAAGCACUGUGUGGAGGGCUUCAUGGCCUUUGCCCCUAUCGUUUUGAGGCUGGACUGUGGGGCCACACCCUUUGAAGGCAGAGGUUACUGGGAAGUGAAUGGCUUUGGCUUACUGGGAAUCUAUAAGUCUGAUCUGGAAGCAGUGGGAGGAAUGAACACCAAGGAGUUCACCAACCGCUGGGGAGGAGAAGACUGGGAGCUACUCGACAGGAUCCUCCAGGGAGGAUUGGAGGUCGAGCGGAUCUUCUUACGCAACUUCUUCCACCAUUAUCACUCCAAACGUGGCAUGUGGAACCGCCGCAUGUCACCCGGACCAAGGUGACCCCCCCCCCCCCCUCUCGCCACACCCCCGCCCUCGCCCCCUCGACAUUCUAAAACCUUCAGAGCGACCAGAGGCACUUUAAAGUUGGAGCAAGUUUUGUGACUCCUGCUUCCUAAUUGUCAUGACUACUGAUCAGCAAGCAGACACACUGGCCACUCCAGAUCCUACCAGCUCGCAGUCAAGGUUGUUGCCAUGGAGAUGGUACUGAUAACAUCAGUGUUGUUUCCACUGGAGGUACUGCUGACUCAAAAAGAGAGUACUAAAUGAAGAUAGGGUAUGUCACUGCGGCUGCAAGGACCUGGCCUCAUUGAGGACACACCGGUGACGUGCCUUAUUAUGCAUUGCACAUUAGUCUUCACUGGAAAAAAGAUUGUUUUGAUGUAAAUGUGUGUGUUUGAGCAGUGUAUGCCGUGGUGUAAAUUAAGAAAAACUUAACUUAUUAUGACUAACUAAUAAUUAUUGUCUCUGUCAAGUCAUGUCAUCAUCAAUCUUGUAAUGUGCCUUUUUUCUCUGCAGAAAUAUACACACGUAAUAAUGAUAAUAACAAUGCAAAUGUCAUAUUUUUUUUACCAAACAGACAUUUAAUGUAAUAUUAUAUCUGUUAAUCAAUUUCAGAUAUAUCUGUCAAUAUGAAGCUUUUUUUUUAAUUCAAGAAAACCCUUUUUUUAUGGCAAACACACAAAAUAUGCAAUAUUUUCCCCUGAAAUAUUUCCAAAGUGUAAUAUUUGAUGUAAAGUAAACAAAGCCUUAAAUAAGUCAAUAAUUAUUAACACUAUUUAUUUUGAUUCCUUAUUAUUUGAGCAAUGACAGUUUAAAAAAAUAAUAAUUCAACUAAAGUUAUUGGGGAUCCAAAAGGGUCCCACUCAUAAAAGUGUUAAAAAUACAAAGUGGAAUAUUUGAUGCUAAGUAAUUGUAGCCUUAAAUAUGUCAAUAAUUAAAUAAAAAAAGGAUUUUGAUUCAUUAUUUUUGGACAGUGACAGUUUAAAAAAAAAAAAUCCUCAUAAAGUUUUUGGGGAUCCAAAAAGCCCCCCACUCAUAAAAGUGUUAAAAAUUCAAAGUGGAAUAUUUGAUGCUAAGUAAUUGUAGCCUUAAAUAUGUCAAUAAUUAAAUUUUAAAAGAAGGAUUUGGAUUCAUUAUUUUUGAACAAUGACAGUUUAAAAAAAUCCCACUUAAGUUCUUAGGGAUCCAAAAGGGUACCGCUCAUAAAAGUGUUAAAAAUCCAAAGUGGAAUAUUUGAUGCUAAGUAAUUAUAGCCUUAAAUAUGUCAAUAAUUAAAUAAAAAAUGAUUUUGAUUCAUUAUUUUUUUAACAAUGACAGUUUAAAAAAAAAAUCCCACUAAAGUUCUUGGGGAUUCAAAAGGGUCCCACUCAUAAAAGUGUUAAAAAUCCAAAGUGGAAUAUUUGAUGCUAAGUAAUUGUAGCCUUAAAUAUGUCAAUAAUUAAAUAAAAAAUGAUUUUGAUUCAUUAUUUUUUUAACAAUGACAGUUUAAAAAAAAAAUCCCACUAAAGUUCUUGGGGAUCCAAAAGGGUCCCACUCAUAAAAGUGUUAAAAAUUCAAAGUGGAAUAUUUGAUGCUAAGUAAUUGUAGCCUUAAAUGUGUCAAUAAUUAAAUUUAAAAAAAGGAUUUAGAUUCAUUAUUUUUGAACAAUGACAGUUUAAAAAAAAAAAUCCUAAUAAAGUUUUUGGGGAUCCAAAAGGGUCCCACUCAUAAAAGUGUUAAAAAUUCAAAGUGGAAUAUUUGAUGCUAAGUAAUUGUAGCCUUAAAUAUGUCAAUAAUUAAAUUUAAAAAAAAGAUUUUGAUUCAUUAUUUUUGAACAAUGACAGUUUAAAAAAAUCCCACUAAAGUUCUUGGGGAUCCAAAAGGGUCCCACUCAUAAAAGUGUUAAAAAUCCAAAGUGGAAUAUUUGAUGCUAAGUAAUUGUAGCCUUAAAUAUGUCAAUAAUUCAAUAAAAAAAUGAUUUUGAGUCAUUAUUUUUGAACAAUGACAGAUUUAAAAAAAUCCCACUAAAGUUCUUGGGGAUCCAAAAGGGUCCCACUCAUAAAAGUGUUAAAAAUUCAAAGUGGAAUAUUUGAUGCUAAGUAAUUGUAGCCUUAAAUAUGUCAAUAAUUAAAUUUAAAAAAAAGAUUUUGAUUCAUUAUUUUUGAACAAUGACAGUUUAAAAAAAUCCCACUAAAGUUCUUGGGGAUCCAAAAGGGUCCCACUCAUAAAAGUGUUAAAAAUCCAAAGUGGAAUAUUUGAUGCUAAGUAAUUGUAGCCUUAAAUAUGUCAAUAAUUCAAUAAAAAAAUGAUUUUGAGUCAUUAUUUUUGAACAAUGACAGAUUAAAAAAAAUCCCACUAAAGUUCUUGGGGAUCCAAAAGGGUCCCACUCAUAAAAGUGUUAAAAAUCCAAAGUGGAAUAUUUGAUGCUAAGUAAUUGUAGCCUUAAAUGUGUCAAUAAUUAAAUAAAAAAAAAGGAUUUAGAUUCAUUAUUUUUGAACAAUGACAGUUUAAAAAAAAAAAAUCCUAAUAAAGUUUUUGGGGAUCCAAAAGGGUCCCACUCAUAAAAGUGUUAAAAAUCCAAAGUGGAAUAUUUGAUGCUAAGUAAUUGUAGCCUUAAAUAUGUCAAUAAUUAAAUAAAAAAUGAUUUUGAUUCAUUAUUUUUUUAACAAUGACAGUUUAAAAAAAAAAUCCCACUAAAGUUCUUGGGGAUCCAAAAGGGUCCCACUCAUAAAAGUGUUAAAAAUUCAAAGUGGAAUAUUUGAUGCUAAGUAAUUGUAGCCUUAAAUAUGUCAAUAAUUCAAUAAAAAAACGAUUUUGAGUCAUUAUUUUUGAACAAUGACAGUUUAAAAAAAAACCCACUAAAGUUCUUAGGGAUCCAAAAGGGUCCCACUCAUAAAAGUGUUAAAAAUAAGUCAUACAUUAUUUCUAUUGUUUUACUUUCAACGCUUAUAUAUUAAAUACGUCCUGUUUAUUAUACAGUUUUUGGCCCUGUGAUGAGGUGGCGACUUGUCCAGGGUGUACCCCGCCUACCGCCCGAAUGCAGCUGAGAUAGGCUCCAGCGACCCCAAAAGGAACAAGCGGUAGAAAAUGGAUGGAUGGAUGGAUAAUAUGUUCACCAAAGACCUCACCCCAAUCUGAUUUCAAUGAGUUCCACUGCAUGAGACAAUCAGACAGAGUGUGAGUCUGCAUGUUUUAAAUGUGAUGAAUGUUUUGUGUCUGCAGCUUUCUGAUCGUUAACAUCAACUUUCAAUGUGCUGCCCUGUCCAUUAUUUCAAUUUAUUGCUGCAGAUCUGCUCAAUUUUGUGUUGAUGCAUUCAAGCUUCUGUCUCCAUGUUUGUGGUUGGGACACGCAGUGCAGCUUUCAACUGUUUUAGUUGUAUUUUGUUUUUUCUGUUUAUAUAUAUACCUGUAUACCUCACUACUCCCAAUGCGGGGAGUUCAUCUCUGACGUUGAUAUGUUGCGUGACUCUCUCAGGGAUCGUUGUUAUUCCAUUCAAAUUACAAUGUCACAAUUCAGAAAUAAAUGUCUCCAAAGAUUGUCGCUUGGGUUUUAAGCACAUUGCAGAAGUUGCUUCCUAGCAGUUCCACUGUAGACACGGCACAGGAGCCAAGCGUGCAGUUUUAAAGUUUUAAUGUGUAUAGAUUUUUGUCAAAGUCUUUCUCCAGCAGAAUGUGACUUCUCAGUCACGUCCGUAUCCUCUCUCCCCUCCUGCUCUCGGCCGCCUACUGUUAAUAAAGACAAUAGAUGAUUAGAUUAACACGUUCCACCUGGGA
Messenger RNA from Entelurus aequoreus (snake pipefish), 7138 nucleotides. RefSeq names its product beta-1,4-N-acetyl-galactosaminyl transferase 3b (gene b4galnt3b). Bases 311 to 3385 code for a protein of 1024 amino acids. The record is from RefSeq and is a predicted model, not a curated record. Gene Ontology annotation, molecular function: acetylgalactosaminyltransferase activity. The transcript has 21 exons. Gene Ontology annotation, cellular component: Golgi cisterna membrane. NCBI's taxonomy places the organism in Eukaryota, Metazoa, Chordata, Actinopteri, Syngnathiformes, Syngnathidae.